AUGGUAUAAAUGUUUUAUAAUUGUUAGUCUGAUGUCUUUGAAGAAUUAGUGUAGAAGAUGUCAUUAAAGUGUUUGUUAAUCUUGCAGUAAUAAUCAUAUAUAAGUAACUCUAGAUUGUUAUCAUAGUUAUAUGCGAUUCCAAAUAAAAUGGUUUAAGAUUUCGAAAAACCAUAAAGAGUUUGUGAUUAUUGUUACAGAGAUUAUCUUUAUUAUCAAUGUUUAAUAAAAGAAUAGAGAAUAUAAUGGAAUACAAAAUCACUUUUGUUAUGUAAAUUUUUGGGAGAAUAAAAAAGAAUUAUAAAAAUAUAACAACCUUUAGAAUUGAGCGAAAAAUAAAAUAUCGAAAAGGAUAUUCUAAAUGGUAGAUCGGAUUCUCAUCUAUUAAAUUACAGCAUAAGAGAAUUUGUUACUUAAUGUUAAUAAGGAUUAAAAAUUGAAUAAAUUAGGAAUUCAAUCAUGAGAGUUUUGGAAUUGUUUGUAGCUAAUAAUCCAACUAUUGGUUACUGUUAAGGAAUGAAUCUUAUAGCUAUUAUUUGCUUAUGUUUAGCAGAUGAAGAAGGAGCUUUUCAUAUUAUGGAUUAACUCUUUAGUACAAUUGUACCUUAAAGAUUCUAUUCAUCCUCAUCUGGAGCUUAUUUAAUUGGCUAUUAUGCAGAAGUUUAUUUUCUGUAAGAAAUCAUUUAAAUUAAUAAAUUUAAAGAUUGGCAAAUUUUAAUGUAAUUUAUUGAGCUUUAAGGACCAUCACUCUUAUUAACAUUAAUGAUUUAAGUACUUAAUAUUAGUUCAUUAUUGGUGACUUGGAUUUAAAUGUUUUAAAUUCAAUCUUUUAUUCCAAUUGAUAAGGCUCUCUUAUACACAUUAUAAACUGCUACUCUAAAAAACAUAGAUCUAAUGUAACCGAAUAUCAUCAAUAUUAUAGGAAAAUGUAUAUAUACUAAAUUUUAUUUAAGGGUAUAAUUUAUAUUGAAUAAUAUUACUCAAAAACAAGUUGCUCUUGGGUAGAUAAUGAUCCUAAUAUCCUCAAUAAAUUAAAAAAAAUCUCAAAUUUUGAAAUUGACGAAAUUGCCUCCCUAUAAAUAGAUUUUAAAAAGAAUUGCUUAAAUACAAAUAAAAAUGCAAUACAUUAAUAAUAUAAAUAAAGAAUGA
Messenger RNA from Paramecium sonneborni, 1146 nucleotides. The record is from the annotation of a GenBank genome assembly. NCBI's taxonomy places the organism in Eukaryota, Ciliophora, Oligohymenophorea, Peniculida, Parameciidae.